Molecule: messenger RNA, 855 nt
Organism: Harmonia axyridis
Lineage: Eukaryota; Metazoa; Arthropoda; Insecta; Coleoptera; Coccinellidae
Product: ribosomal RNA small subunit methyltransferase NEP1-like
Exons: 3
Coding region: 159-794 (211 amino acids)
Biological process (GO): rRNA base methylation
Cellular component (GO): small-subunit processome; nucleolus
Molecular function (GO): rRNA binding; rRNA (pseudouridine) methyltransferase activity
Source: RefSeq, a predicted model, not a curated record
UAUACGCACACCGCCAUAUAUAAGUAGAUUGACUAUUUACAUUAACCUUAAAAACAUAAAAACAUAUUAUUCAGGACGUUUCAAAUAAAGGGACGAUUUUUGUAGAAGAGCCUGUCUGAGAAGUUAAUCUUAAAAACAUUAGAAGUAUUUCGUUCAAAAUGUUGAAAAACGUAGGAACUGAAACAAUGGAGAAACGCGUGAUAGUAAUAUUGGAAAACGCACAUUUGGAGACCGUUAAAGUCGGCGAGAAAUUUCAACUUUUGAACCCCUGUGAUCACUCAAACAUACUUGAAAAGAAUGGAAGAGAUCCAGAAUCUUGCAGACCGGAUAUAACACAUCUUUGUUUAUUAACAUUAUUUGAUAGUCCUUUAAAUAGAGCUAGUAUGCUUCAAGUAUACGUAAGAACUAUAAAUAAUAUACUCAUUGAAUUUAACCCAGAAACGAGGAUACCAAGAACCUUCAAGAGAUUCGCUGGAUUGAUGGUGCAACUUCUGCAUAAGAUGUCCAUAAAAGAUGAAAAUGGACAUAAACUAAUUAAAGUCAUAAAAAAUGACAUAGAGGCACAUCUUCCUAGGGAGGCUAGGAAAAUAGGAGUAUCACCAGAAUUCGAACUGAUGAAAAAUACAAAAGAGCUAGUUCCUGAGGGUGAAAAUCCAAUUGUAAUUGUCUUAGGAUCACAAGAAAAAUUAAAGUAUGUUAAUGAAAAUUAUUCUCUCAGCAAUUAUCCUUUAACUGAUUAUUCAUCAUGUUCAAUGAUAUGCUCAACAUUUGAAGAAGCUUGGGGUAUUUUAUGAAGAUUGUUGUUAUAAAUUGUAUAUAUUUCUCUUGUAUUGUAUAUAAAUUGUAUCAAACCUU